Molecule: messenger RNA, 774 nt
Organism: Carica papaya (papaya)
Lineage: Eukaryota; Viridiplantae; Streptophyta; Magnoliopsida; Brassicales; Caricaceae
Product: serine/threonine-protein kinase AGC1-5-like
Biological process (GO): protein phosphorylation
Molecular function (GO): protein kinase activity; ATP binding
Source: RefSeq, a predicted model, not a curated record
AACGAAGCUGCUGUCCGGUUUUAUGCAUCUGAAGUCAUGGUGGCUUUAGAAUACCUACACAUGAUGGGGAUAGUUUACCGUGAUCUAAAGCCUGAAAACGUGCUAGUAAGAUCCGACGGCCACAUUUCAUUAACAGACUUCGACCUCUCACUGAAAGUAGCUUCCUGUUUGCACCCUAGUCAACACAAGCAAAAAAAGAAGUCAACACAUCGUGCGGCUGUGGAGAUCAUCACAGAGCCAAUGGACGUCCGAUCAAUGUCUUUUGUUGGGACCCACGAGUAUUUAGCACCAGAGAUUGUGUCUGGUGAAGGACAUGGAAAUGCAGUUGAUUGGUGGACAUUAGGGAUAUUCAUAUUCGAAAUGUUAUAUGGCACGACGCCAUUUAAGGGAGUUGACCACGAGUUGACCUUGGCGAAUAUUGUGGCUCGAGCACUUGAGUUUCCAAAAGAAGCCAUGGUGUCACAAUCGGCUAAGGAUUUGAUCACACGACUAUUGAUCAAGGACCCCACCAUGCGAAUGGGGUCCACAAUGGGUGCAGCCGCAAUCAAACGACAUGAAUUUUUCCAUGGGAUUAAUUGGGCACUUUUGAGAUGUAUAAAACCACCAUUUAUUCCUCCUCCUAUAGCUUGUAAAGACUUUGUCGCAGUUGAUAGUGCUAUAGAGAGUUCAAUAGAGUAUUAUUAGGAAGCAAGAAAUUUAUUCUUUAAUUUACAUGAUAUGUUUUUUUAUGUAUAUCAAUUUUUAAUAACUAAAGAGAAAUGGGAUUUAAGUAAU